AUGUUUCUCCAAGGUUUUGGUUAUGAUCCAUCAACAAAUGAUUAUUUGCUCAUUCACGUGUUUCAGAGCUUAGAUAAUCCUGCAAACUACAUUGAAUUUUUUUCACUCAAAGAAAAUAUGUGGAAAGAAGUUGAUGCUACAUCUUUCACUUGUAAAAAUAAUCAUAAUUAUUGUUUUGACACCCAAUCUGGAAUUGCCUUGAAUGACUCUAUUCAUUGGUUGGCUUCUUGUCCGGAUACAGAUAUACCCAUUGAUGUUAUUAUUGCUUUCGAUCUUAGAAAAAGAAAUAUAUUCCAAAUACCUUUGCCACCUAAUUUUGAGGCUGAUUUUUCACACAUUUGUAUUCUUGGAGAAUUGCUCAAUAUUGUUAAGGGCUACAACUUUCAUUCUAUAGAAAUAUGGGCGAUGCAAAAAUACAAAGUGCAGUUAUCUUGGUCCAAAACCAUUGUUGUGAGUAUUGAUGAUAUUCAGAUGCUAUACUUCUCUCCAAUUUGUUCUACAAAAAGUGGUGAUAUUGUUGGGGACAAUGGUUAUGAUGCAUUGGCAAAAUGUGACAACAAGGGAAAGUUUAAAGAGUUUAGAAGGUACUUUGGUGGCCAAUUUGGACUGCAUACGACCAUGCUUACGUACACAGAGACUCUACUUUCACUACCUUGCGCUAACGAGCAGGCUGCAGAAGGAACAAGAUCAAUUAUUUCGUGA
Messenger RNA from Sphenostylis stenocarpa, 702 nucleotides. The record is from the annotation of a GenBank genome assembly. NCBI's taxonomy places the organism in Eukaryota, Viridiplantae, Streptophyta, Magnoliopsida, Fabales, Fabaceae.